Molecule: messenger RNA, 660 nt
Organism: Monascus purpureus
Lineage: Eukaryota; Fungi; Ascomycota; Eurotiomycetes; Eurotiales; Aspergillaceae
Source: the annotation of a GenBank genome assembly
AUGCUUCUUGUCUUGGGGGUUGGUUGGGGGGGUAUUCUGUUUUUAUUCGGGGGGUAUGGAUAUGAAUAUGCAUCAUCUCCUAGUGGUCCUAACGGAGAUGGUCAAAAAACCACUGCGUUGUUCCCAGGAAUUCUCAUUUUCUUCCUCGGUAUGAUUGGGAAUAUCUAUUCGGAGAGACAUUUAUUCAGACUGAGGAGGGAAGAAGGGGAUAGACGCGCUGCUACCACCGCCAACGACGACAAGAGAAAAGAGGUUGCAGAACAAAACCACAAAAAGAAUAAAUACAACAAGGUCUACGUCCUCCCUCCUGCAAAGGGUAUCUUCCGUUCCAUCCUCUACCCGCAUUAUGUCUUCGAGUGGCUCGAAUGGCUUGGCUUCGCUCUCGUUGGCACUGCGGUCUUUCCGUCUAGCCGGUUUGUCGCACAGAGUUUCUCUUCUGCUGCUUGCUCAAUUACGCUCGUGCCGUGGCUCGUUCCCUUUGCUGCUCUGGCUGAGAAGUUGCACAUUCCACUUCCGCUUCCUGCUGUGCUGUUCUUUGUGAAUGCAGUUGCGAAUAUGCUUCCGCAUGCACGCUGGGGAAGGAAGUGGUAUGUUGAGAAGUUUGGUGAGAGGGCAGUUGCUGGGCGGGGAGCUGUAGUGCCCUGGUGUACAUGGUUGUAG